Paramisgurnus dabryanus is the source of this 855-nucleotide messenger RNA. Its product is annotated as trace amine-associated receptor 13c-like. The record is from RefSeq and is a predicted model, not a curated record. Gene Ontology annotation, biological process: G protein-coupled receptor signaling pathway. NCBI's taxonomy places the organism in Eukaryota, Metazoa, Chordata, Actinopteri, Cypriniformes, Cobitidae. Gene Ontology annotation, molecular function: trace-amine receptor activity. Gene Ontology annotation, cellular component: membrane.
AUGGACCAUGAGACAGAAGAUCAUGAGACUCAAUACUGCUUUCCUGCCAUUAACUCAUCAUGCUUCAAGAAGCUUCACACUCCAACCAACAUGCUCAUUCUCUCUCUGGCUGUGGCCGACCUGCUCGUAGGACUUAUUGUCAUGCCCUUGGAGGCUAUUAGGUUGAUUGAAACAUGUUGGUACUUUGGAGAGACUAUCUGUAGACUGUUUUUAAUAAUCAUGGGGCUGCUCCUCGCUACAUCUCUGAGUAAUUUAGUUUUUAUAGCUGUUGACCGUUAUGUGGCUGUGUGUCACCCUCUGCUGUACCCUCAGAAAAUAACAAUGACUAGAACAAUAAUUAUUAUCUGUGUUUCCUGGUUUUGCUCUUUAUUUUAUACCAUUUCAGCUUUAACCACCUCACAAAGUAAAUACACAUGUUAUGGAGAAUGUCCAGUUAGCGUUACUUUUGUCUGGAAAAUCACUGACGUUUUCUUGUCUUUCCUGUUUCCUUGUACCAUCAUUAUAACUUUAUAUUUGAGAAUCUUCUAUGUCGCACAUCAUCAAGUGAAAGUUAUAAACUCUCUGAUGAGGAGUGGAAAACAUCUAACAGAAGGUUCAGUGAAGAGGAAAUCUGAGAGCAAAGCCGCUCUGACAUUAGGAAUCAUUAUGACGGUUUAUCUGUUUUGCUGGAUUCCCUAUUACAGCUUAACUCUAACACAAAACACAAGCAUGACUUCUGUUAUAGCCUAUUUUAUGUUAUGGAUGAUGUAUAUUAAUUCAGGUCUGAAUCCUCUCAUCUAUGCUAUAUUUUACCCCUGGUUUAGAACAUCAGUUAAACACAUCCUAAAUCUAUCCAAAAUAUUUAAACCAGCAUAA